Molecule: messenger RNA, 1719 nt
Organism: Pyrus x bretschneideri (Chinese white pear)
Lineage: Eukaryota; Viridiplantae; Streptophyta; Magnoliopsida; Rosales; Rosaceae
Product: senescence-associated protein AAF, chlorolplastic-like
Exons: 13
Coding region: 202-1587 (461 amino acids)
Biological process (GO): leaf senescence; cellular response to oxidative stress
Cellular component (GO): chloroplast
Source: RefSeq, a predicted model, not a curated record
CCACAAGAACUUGUUGUGGUUGCAAUUUCUCUUCUCAAUUUCCAUGACAUUCUGCCUCCACUGUACACUGCCAAUAAAUUUGGCUGCUUUACUCUCUGUUUCCUCUCUCUCUCCUGUAAAGUCAGUGCUUCCUACCGCAGCUUUAAGCUUCUGUGAAGGAAACGCUGGCUAGUUUCACUUCAGUGGUGUGUUGAUCCUUCCAUGGCACUUACUGCAAGCAAGGUUUCAAGCUGUCCUGCGGUGACUAAUUCAAAAGCGAUUCCUAACUCAUACAGAAUUUUAAAUUCGUUUUCCAAGUCAGUCCAACGACAUAACCUUCAUUGUCCAAGUCAAGGGGUUGAACAGAGGCAGCUAAAUUGUGCACGUCUCAGUUCAGAAAAAAUGAGAUUUUCUAACGAUGGUUUGAUGCACAUAUUGGGCAAACCAGUUAGUUUUACUGUCUCUCAGAGAUCUACUGUCGUAUACCUGUCUGGAGGAAGUCAUAAUACCAAGGCAAAAGAAUGCAUCGUAACUUAUGGUGAUUCGGCAAAGGAGACUUGUUCACAGAUUGGGGAUGAUGAAGAUGGGGGGCCUCCAGUCUUUUCUGAGAGAACUACUCACUCCAGUCAGGGUUUAGCUGAAGCUUGCAAAUUUGUUGUCAAUGACGCAAAGUUCGUAAAUGAAAGGGCUCGCAACGACAUUAUUCUGCUUUCUCGUGGUAUAAUGAGGUUGGAUGCCCGUGUGCGUCAAGACGUUGCUAUUCUUGGGUCGGGGUUUCUUAAGCUGGAUGCCCGGGCAAGAGAGGAUACUGAGAAAAUUGACCGUAAUGUGAAGAAGAAAGCCAAGCUCCUCCAUCAUAUUGCUAUGAUCUUAAAAGACAAAGCUGAGUCUAGACUGAAAACCGCUGCUGAUAAGCAUUGGAGUGACGGAGCCUUAGAGGCUGAUUUGCGCCGUGCUGACCUCCGUGCCAAACAACGUGCAAUGGAAGAUGCCCUAAUGGCUUUGGAGUUUGUCAAAAAUAUUCAUGAUAGGAUGGUGAACAAAAUGUACAAUUUUCCUCUGCAAAGCGAAAAUGGUGUUGUAUCAGAAAAUGACAUACUGGGGUGUAUAAUGCUUGAAAAGAAUGGGAAAAGUCUUGAUUUCCCUCCUGGGGAAGUAUCUACUGAUCGCAUUAAUGCAAUUCAGGAAGCUUACUGGAGUAUGGCGUCUGCCCUCUUUGAAGCUGAUGGAAUUGACUAUACUGAUCCUGAAGAGCUCGAGCUGUUAAUUGCAACUCUAAUUGAUCUCGAUGCAAUGGAUGGUAAAAGUAGUGUAUCGUUAUUGGCAGAGUGUUCAAGUUCUCCCGAUGUCAAUACCCGGAAAGCAGUAGCCAAUGCUUUGGCUGCAGCUCCAUCUAUGUGGACUCUUGGUAAUGCAGGGAUGGGAGCAUUACAGAGACUCGCAGAAGAUAGCAAUCGGGCAAUUGCUGCCGCAGCCUCUAAAGCAAUCUUUGAACUUAAGAAACAAUGGGAGAUUGAGGAAGGAGAUAGCUGGAGGUUUACGAUGAACCAAAAUACCAUUCAAGGAGAGGAAAGCCAAGAAUCCGACGACAAUGCAGAUACAGAUUGACGUACUUAUACAACUGUAGUGUAGGUUUUCACAUGGAGGUUUUAAUUAGUUGUAGGAUAAAAGACCCCCACUAAUUACCAUAAAGUGAUCAAAUUUCAGUAAAUAAAAUGCUGCAUUCUUUUUCUUAUCUUA